Messenger RNA from Microthlaspi erraticum, 1992 nucleotides. The record is from the annotation of a GenBank genome assembly. Lineage: Eukaryota; Viridiplantae; Streptophyta; Magnoliopsida; Brassicales; Brassicaceae.
AUGGUGGCUGCAGCAAUUUCCAGUACUGACCCGAGAAACCCACCUCGAGAUCGGCAAGAUAAACCUCAAUCCGUAGCCAGCAAUGGCGGACAGAGAAGACCCAGAGGCAAACAGGUUCCGUCUCGCUACUUAUCUCCUUCUCCUUCUCACUCCGUCUCCUCAAACACCACAACCACCACUACCACUACCACAACCACAUCUUCCUCUUCGUCUUCUUCAUCCUCUGCGGUACUCAAGACAAGCAAACGAUACCCCUCGCCUCUACUCUCUCGCCAGACGAAUUCCGCUUCUAAUUCGAUCAAAACGCCUUCGUUGCUUCCCAAACGGUCGCAAUCGGUGGACCGUCGACGACCCUCGGCGAUUCCGGUCACUGUAGGAACCAGCGGAACCGAAAUGUCGGCGGCGACGAAGAUGCUCAUCACUUCCACCAGGAGUUUGUCUGUCUCCUUUCAAGGCGAGGCGUUUUCGCUUCCGAUUAGCAAAAAGAAGGAGGCCACCACGCCGGUCUCUCACCGGAAAUCCACUCCGGAGCGGCGGAGAUCGACGCCUGUUCGAGAUCAAAGAGAGAACUCAAAGCCAUCGGACCAACAACGCUGGCCCGGAGCUUCACGCCGGGGAAACUCCGAAUCCGUCGCGCCGAAUCCGCUUUCUAGAAGCUUAGACUGUGGUAGUGAUAGAGGAAAGCUCGGAUCUGGGUUUGUAGGGAGGUCAAUGUUGCACAAUUCGAUGAUUGAUGAGAGUCCUAGGGUUUCCGUUAAUGGCAGAUUGAGUCUAGAUUUGGAAAGUAGAGAUGAAUUUUCGGAAAUUGGAGAUGAGAGCCAGAGAAGACCAAAUAAUGGUUUAACCUCUAGCGUCUCCUGUGACUUCACUGCUUCUGAUACUGAUAGUGUUUCUUCUGGUAGCACCAAUGGUGUCCAUGAAUGUGGCUCUGGUGCUAAUGGAGAAAUCUCUAAAUCAAGAAGCUUGCCUCGUAACAUCAUGGCGUCUGCUAAGUUCUGGCAAGAGACGAAUAGCCGGUUAAGGAGAUUGCAAGAUCCUGGUUCGCCAUUACCUUCUAGCCCGGGCUUGAAAACGAGUAGCAUAUCGUCAAAAUUUGGUCUUUCGAAACGGUUUUCUAGUGAUGCUGUUCCUUUGUCAUCUCCUCGUGGUAUGGCUUCUCCUGUGAGAGGCUCUGCUAUACGCUCUGCUUCACCGAGUAAGCUUUGGGCGACGACUACGUCGUCGUCUCCAGCUAGGGCGCUCUCGAGUCCUUCUCGAGUGAGGAAUGGGGUUUCUGAUCAGAUGAACGCUUAUAACCGGAACAACACGCCUUCCAUUCUUAGCUUCUCUGCUGAUAUUAGGAGAGGGAAGAUUGGGGAAGACCGUGUUAUGGAUGCGCAUUUGUUGAGGCUUCUGUAUAACCGUUACCUGCAGUGGCGGUUUGUCAAUGCGAGAGCUGACUCUACUUUGAUGGUGCAGAGAUUAAACGCAGAGAAAAACCUGUGGAAUGCAUGGGUAUCAAUCUCGGAACUGCGCCACAGUGUUACAUUAAAACGAAUCAAGUUGCUUUUGCUAAGGCAAAAAUUGAAACUGGCUUCAAUUCUGAGGGGACAGAUGGGUUAUCUAGAAGAAUGGUCUCUUCUAGACAGAGAUCAUUCAGGUUCUUUGUCUGGAGCAACUGAAGCCUUGAAAGCCAGCACGCUUCGUCUACCGAUUGUUGGAAAAACCGUGGUUGAUAUCCAAGACCUUAAGCAUGCUGUUAGUUCAGCUGUCGAUGUAAUGCAAGCUAUGUCGUCUUCCAUAUUCUCGCUUACAUUGAAGGUUGAGGAAAUGAACUCAGUAAUGGUCGAAACCGUGAAUACAACUGCAAAGGAAAAGGUAUUGCUUGAGAGAUGUCAAGGUUUCUUAUCAAGAGUAGCAGCUAUGCAGGUUACAGAUUGUAGCAUGAAGACGCACAUAAUACAACUAAGUCGGAUACCAAUCACAAGCAGCUUGACUUCACAACAACUGUAG